Notolabrus celidotus (New Zealand spotty) is the source of this 1919-nucleotide messenger RNA. RefSeq names its product hyaluronoglucosaminidase 6 (gene hyal6). Gene Ontology annotation, molecular function: hyalurononglucosaminidase activity. Gene Ontology annotation, biological process: hyaluronan catabolic process; carbohydrate metabolic process. The transcript is spliced from 3 exons. NCBI's taxonomy places the organism in Eukaryota, Metazoa, Chordata, Actinopteri, Labriformes, Labridae. Bases 27 to 1571 code for a protein of 514 amino acids. The record is from RefSeq and is a predicted model, not a curated record.
AAUUGCUCCAUGAGGACUCGGGGGCCAUGGCUCUGAUGGAGCGCCGUCUCCUGGCUCUGGCCUUGUGGGUCUGCGUGGGGGUGGAGCUCCACGUCGGGGGCGACCAGAUGAAGCCGACGCGGGCACCUCUGAUCCCUCACCGGCCCUUUGUCGUCGUGUGGAACGCUCCCACCGAGUCCUGCCGCCUUCGAUUCAAAGUGGACUUGGACCUGAGUGUUUUUGACAUCGUGGCGAAUCUGAACGAAACCCUAAGCGGACCAAACGUCACGAUAUUCUACCACAGCCACUUGGGGCACUACCCGUACUACUCCAACUCUGGGGAUCCCAUCAACGGGGGACUACCGCAGAACCAGAGCAUCUCCAAACACCUGAGCAAAGCCCGGGCCGACAUUGAUAAGCUGAUCCCCCACAAGGACUUCAGAGGCCUGGGUGUCAUCGACUGGGAGAACUGGAGGCCUCAGUGGGUCCGGAACUGGGGUUCUAAAGACAUCUACCGCAACAAAUCCAAGGAGCAGAUCCGGAAGCUUCACCCGAACUGGCCGGAGAGCAAAGUGGAGAACGAGGCGAAGGAGAGCUUUGAGAGGGCGGGGCUUUCCUUCAUGAAUCUGACUCUGUCGUUGGCUGAAGGUCGCAGACCGGAUGGCCUGUGGGGGUUUUACCUGUUCCCAGACUGCUAUAACUACGGGUACAAGCAGCACCCACAGAGGUACACCGGAGAAUGCCCCAACAUCGAGCACGUACGCAACGACCACCUGAUGUGGCUCUGGAAGGAGAGCACCGCCCUCUACCCGUCCAUCUACCUGGACUACGAGCUCAAGUCCUCCCAAAACACGGUCAGGUUCGUCCACUAUCGAGUCAAGGAGGCCAUGAGGAUCGCAUCCAUCGCCCGUACGGACUACACGCUGCCUGUGUUUGUCUACUCCAGACCUUUCUACGCCUACACCUUCGUGGUUCUGUCAGAGAGUGACCUGAUUCACACCAUCGGGGAGAGCGCUGCGUUGGGAGCGUCCGGCGUCGUGCUCUGGGGAUCGUCCGAGUAUGCACGAACACAGAGGAACUGCCUCACAGUGAAGAAAUACAUCGACGGUCCUCUGGGACAUUACGUCAUCAACGUCACCUCGGCUGCCAAGCUGUGCAGCAAAGCCCUCUGCAAGAAGAACGGCAGGUGCGUCCGAAAGAGUCUGGACUCAGGAGCGUACCUGCACCUGAACCCGCGCUUCUUCCGCAUCCAUCACAACCCGGCCCCCAGGGGCCCCCGCUUCCACGUCAGAGGUCACCUCAACAACCACGACAUCCUGGACAUGAAGCACAAGUUCACCUGCCAGUGCUACCAGGGCUGGACGGGAGUUUACUGCGAGAUGCCUCAGACUCCAUCACGUCCUCCGCCUCCCCCUCCUCCUCCUCCUCCUCCUCCUCCUCCUCUCCCAGCUCAGCCUGUCAUCCCUCUGCCUCACCCCAGAGAGCACAGCCUGCUGGGAGACAUCCUGCUCCUCCUGUCCCUCCACUUCUCCUGUCUGUGUGUGAUCAUGUUCCUGGGACUCUGCCUGAUCAUCAAGUGUCUGAUACUGUAGAGAGAACAAGCAGCUACAACUGUGUGUGUAAGAAUGUAAUCAGCUGCAGUUCCUCUGAUGUCCACUGGGUGCUGCUUCAUGAAAAUUGUAUUGAUGUGCAUCGAAAAGAAUCCAGUUUGCUCACUUCAAACAUCAGUGUAUGAGUGCAUGAUUAUUUCAUUGCAGAUGACGUGUGUCUUAGUUUCAUGCUGCAGCCGGCCAGCAGGGGGAGCUCUACAUGUUUUAGCAUCACUUCUCCAGGCUACAGUCUACGGUCUGUAGCCUGGUUGGGUUCAAAUACAUCGUGAUAACUGCUCAUUACUUUCCAAAUACAACAAAUCUCUCUGAAUGUUUGUAAUCCAGGAUUAA